CUCCAUUGCUAUAACAUCGAGCAUUCUUCGGAUCACCUCCAAAUUUUCGUCUUCCCAUAACAGAAUGGAUUGCUUUUCAAUUUCUUUUCUUUCUCAACAAGAAUUAUAAGGUUUUGAUCUUGUAACAAAGAUGAGUUCGGGAGAAAUUCUGAAUGUCGAGCCCCGGGAAAUGACAUUCCCAUUUGAGUUGAAGAAACAGAUAUCUUGUUCAGUGCUGGCAUCAAACAAAACUGAUAAUCAUGUCGCUUUCAAGAUCAAGACAACGAAUCCAAAGAAGUACUGCGUUCGGCCAAACACCGGAGUCGUUUCGCCCCAUUCAACAUGCGACAUUGUUGUGACUAUGCAAGCACAGAAGGAGGCUCCUCCAGAUAUGCAAUGUAAGGACAAGUUUUUGGUUCAGAGUGUCGUCGCAACCCCUGGUUUAACUUCCAGAGACAUUACUCCAGAAAUGUUCAAUAAGCAGCUCGCCAAGGUCGAAGAGUGCAAGCUGAAAGUGGUCUAUGUUACUCCACGCCGACCACCAUCUCCGGUAGCCGAGGGGACAGAAGAAGGAUUUUCUCCAAAGACCAUUACAGUGGAAAAUAGAAAACAGGAAGUGAUGAAGCAGAAGAGCAGCAAAAGUGGAGGAGUGACAAUAUCUGUUGUGCUGGUAAUUGGCCUAAUAGGUGCAGUCUUGGGGUACCUUGUGAGAAGGCCAUAAUUGUUUGUUUCUUGAAGGCAUCCUCAUGUCUUGGCUAGAAUUUUUUGGAGCUUUGGAGGUAGAUAGAUCUAAUCUACACACAUUGUAUUUAGCAUGAGCUAACAGUUGAAGGUGAAAGUGAAGACAAUGGGGCAAUCUUUUUCCAAUUAUUCAAUUCAUAGAGUCAAUUUGAUGGAUUUGUUUAGAACUUCAUUCAACUGGGUAUUUUUAAAUCUACUUGACCAUUUCUUCCAUUCUCCAUU
Molecule: messenger RNA, 942 nt
Organism: Andrographis paniculata
Lineage: Eukaryota; Viridiplantae; Streptophyta; Magnoliopsida; Lamiales; Acanthaceae
Product: vesicle-associated protein 1-1-like
Exons: 7
Coding region: 131-700 (189 amino acids)
Biological process (GO): endoplasmic reticulum membrane organization
Cellular component (GO): plasma membrane; endoplasmic reticulum membrane
Source: RefSeq, a predicted model, not a curated record